Molecule: messenger RNA, 741 nt
Organism: Cheilinus undulatus (humphead wrasse)
Lineage: Eukaryota; Metazoa; Chordata; Actinopteri; Labriformes; Labridae
Product: DELTA-actitoxin-Aeq1c-like
Exons: 3
Coding region: 87-638 (183 amino acids)
Biological process (GO): pore complex assembly; cytolysis in another organism; monoatomic cation transport
Cellular component (GO): pore complex
Molecular function (GO): channel activity
Source: RefSeq, a predicted model, not a curated record
AAAGAGCGCUCCAAAGCCUGAGCUCAGUGCUUCAAAUCUGGUUUUGCUGAAGCGAGCAGCACACCUGGGAUCCAUACGGCAUCAACAUGAGUCAUUCAGCUGAAGCAUUAGCUGAUACGAGCCGGAGAAAUAUCACCAUAGAGAUCACCAACACCACCACUAACUUCUGUCUCAUCGACCCAAAGAUUUACUAUGAAAGCGGCCACUGCAGUGUCCCACCCCAACCUGUGGUUUCACCAGGGGACGUCGAGUUGUGCAACUUCACAAAGUCCUCUGGCACUGGCAGUGGUACAGUUGGGGUCUUGACCUAUAACAUUUGGAAGAGGGGCAACCAGAAAAUGACAGAGAAACUAGCCAUAAUGUUCUCUGUGCCGUACAGUAAGGCCGGGUACGAUAACUGGUUUGGGUUAGGGAUCUUUAGUGAAGAUACAGAGACCAAUGAGAAGUUGUACAAAAAGAUGUACUACGACAAAGAGCAGGUGGACUUUGUGCGAGCGAAGUCCAAUGGCUCUGCAAUUAUAUUUAAGGGCAGGGAUUUGGACCUCAUGGCUACCGCUUCAUCAAUGGGCAAAUGCAUUAUGAAGUUUGAGUUAUGGGAAAAGCUGUUCAAUCCCUCCCAGAGUCAAGGCCCUUACUAAGCUGUAACUCAGUGUCAGUCAGAGAAAUCAAAUGAGAGGAUUCUGUGUCAACUUCUCUGUAAAUCUGUGAUACUGUAGCUUCUGUUCAUGCAAUAAAUCCAGC